GUUUUUAUCUACACGUUUACUACAUGUUUACAUAAAAUUAAUCUCGAACGCAGUUUUUUAAUAAAUAAAUAAAAAAUUUCGUUUGCUAGAUUGUUUUUCCUGCACAGUAAACAAGCAUUUCAUCUGGCUUACAGAUCGUGUACAAGAGUUCGACCCCCUGGUGGAGAGCAAAGCAAACACAAAAGUGAAAGCCCAGAAAAAAGAGCGAGCGAGAAAGAGGUAGUGAGAGAGAAAGAGAGAGAGAGAGAAAUAGAAACUGUGAAAGAGUCUGGGGCCAGAGAAAAAACGAUUUUUUCAGAGCAGAGAACAAGCACAACGCAGCAGCAGCAGCAGCGACGGCGCUAGUGUCACCAAUACUUAUACCAAUACACCACCGCCCUGCCGAAGACCGUCGUCAAGAUUCUCAGCCAGCUCCACGCACCGGCACCACCUUACAGCACCUACUAUAGCUCGUUAUUAGCUGCCACCACGCUCCACAAACAGCCACCGGCCAUCAUGUUCGUCAAUUCAAUGACGUUCCGUGGCAAUCCGGCUAACUACCAUCAGCAGCAGCCGCUCAACACUUUGGCGGCGGCGGCCCAUGCCCAUCAUCAGCAACAAUUGCACCAUCAUGCCGCCGCUGGACAUUUAGGACAUGUGGGUGGCGGACAUGCCGCAAGUAACCAUUUGGCCGCCGCUGCAGUGCUCGGCCGUCAUGGACAUGGUUCUCUGACAUCCAAUUCAUCCCAUUCAGCUGGCGGGGGUGGAGCAUUGGCCAGCGGAAGCAGUGGUGGGGGCAGUAGCAGCAGCUCCCCGGAUAGCGGCAAGAUUUAUAUUAAGAAUUUGGAGCGCUCGAUUGACAACAAGGCGGUGUAUGAUACCUUCUCCGUGUUUGGCAACAUACUCAACUGCAAUGUGGCCAAGGACGAGGAUGGUAACUCACGCGGCUAUGGAUUUGUGCACUUCGAUUCGGAAGAGGCGGCUCGGGCAGCCAUUGAGAAGGUCAAUGGGAUGCUGUGCAAUAACCAGAAGGUUCACGUGGUCAAGUUCAUACCGCGGCGGGACCGGGAACAGGAGAAGGCCACUCAUUUCAAGAACCUGUAUGUGAAGAAUUUAAGCGAAGAGUUUACCGAGCAGCAUUUGCGUGAGAUGUUUGAGCCCUAUGGGCGCAUCACCAGUCAUAAGCUAAUGCUGGAUGAAGAGGGACGUUCACGUAAAUUUGGUUUUGUGGCUUUCGAGAGUCCUCAAUCGGCGCUGGCCGCGGUCAUUGGAUUGCAUGGCAAACAGCUGGGCGACAACAAGUUCUUAUAUGUGGCUCGAGCACUGAGCAAGGCCGAACGGCAGCAGGAGAUCAAUCGUAAGCUGGAAGAGCGCAAGCGCCAAAAGGCCGGGCAAAUAUUCUACUAUUAGAGUCAUACGCAGCAGAGCCGGUGGGCAAAAAUGAUGGCAGCAGCAGCGAUUAAAAAAAAAAGAAAAGAAAGGAGUUUAUUUCAAAAAACCCCACAUGCAUACAUACACAAUAUUUACACACCUAUAUACCUAUUCUAGAUAUUUAAAACAAAGAAAAAAAAUUAUGUAUUGUGCAACUAUCAGAAAAGAUGACAUUUAGACAUAGGCAAAAGAAAACAAAAGAAAAAAAACAGUUGAAGUUUAUAUAGAAACACUAACAAACAAACACACACACAUAAAAACAUAAAUACUGAAUUCUAGACAGUAGUACACAAAAGUCUCUCUCUCUUUACAUUCAUUAGCGGAUUUUCUUUUUCGGAUUAGAUGUUUGUCUUUACUGUUAAAUUGUAGAGAGAGAAGAUGCUGCAGCUCUUUUAGCUUAAAGACUUUUCCUCAAAAAUACAAAAUAAAAAAUCAGUAGAAAGUGAGA
Drosophila willistoni is the source of this 1858-nucleotide messenger RNA. RefSeq names its product polyadenylate-binding protein. NCBI's taxonomy places the organism in Eukaryota, Metazoa, Arthropoda, Insecta, Diptera, Drosophilidae. The transcript is spliced from 3 exons. The record is from RefSeq and is a predicted model, not a curated record. Bases 496 to 1389 code for a protein of 297 amino acids. Gene Ontology annotation, cellular component: nucleus; ribonucleoprotein complex; cytoplasmic stress granule. Gene Ontology annotation, molecular function: poly(A) binding; poly(U) RNA binding; mRNA 3'-UTR binding.